CGCCAUAGCAGAUUAGCAGUAAUCCAAAAGCUCUCAAUAAUUAUUAUUGGAUUAAAUUGCAUUUAUUCUCUGAUGUCAAUCAUUUAACCUUUAUUAAGCACCUUCGUCAAACUCUCAUUAAAUCCAAUCCUAAUCAGUUCUCCAUAUACGUACAGCUCAUCCAGCAGAUAAUCAAAGUUGCAGUAGCAAGACAACUUCGUUUCGUGUUCCUUCAUCUUAGCUAAAUAAGAGACUCAAUCUCGGAUAAGGUCGUGUUGCAUUGCUCAGAACUCUUAGGGUUUGGACUUUGAUCGGAUGGCUCAAUCGAUGGGCGUCGGCGGCAGAGUAGGUGGAACUGGGAGGUUCACGGUGGGGGAGUAUUUGGUGGGGAAGCAGAUAGGGACAGGGUCGUACUCGACGGUGUGGCACGCGCGGCAUCGAGUCCAUGGCACCGAGGUGGCCAUCAAGGAGAUUGUCACAGCUCGUCUCAACUCCAAACUCAAAGAGAGCCUCAUGUCCGAGAUUGUGAUUCUCCAGAAGAUCAAUCAUCCUAACAUUAUCCACUUGCAUGACAUGAUACAGGAUUCAGGAAAGGUUUAUAUAGUGUUGGAGUACUGUCGAGGGGGUGAUCUUUCUAUGUACAUUCAACAACGUAAUGGGAAGAUUCCAGAAGCAACAGCAAAACAUUUUAUGCAGCAGCUAGCAUCAGGUUUAAAAGUUCUACGUGAAAAUAACUUAAUACACCGGGACUUAAAACCACAGAAUCUACUCUUGUCAGUAAAUGAUGAUAAUGCUGUUUUGAGGAUCGCUGAUUUUGGAUUUGCAAGGUCUUUGCAACCAAGGGGCCUUGCAGAGACCUUAUGUGGUUCACCACUAUACAUGGCUCCUGAAAUUAUGCAACUCCAGAAAUAUGAUGCUAAGGCAGAUCUCUGGAGUGUUGGUGCCAUUCUAUUUCAGCUUGUAACUGGUAGAACCCCAUUUAUAGGAAACAAUCAAAUACAGUUGCUUCAGAACAUAGUAAAAUCUAGCGAAUUGCAGUUUCCUUCCAAUGCAAAUAAUUUAAGUGAUGAGUGCAUAGAUUUAUGUAAAAAAUUAUUGCGCCGCAAUCCAGUGGAACGUUUGACAUUUGAAGAGUUCUUUAACCACCCAUUUCUUGCAACAAAACAACCAGAUGACAUUUUUAGAAUUUGGAGACCACAGAAGAAAAUAGAUGGGUUUCCUCUAUCCCAAUGCAGUUCAGCAAGUGCGGAUGAAAGUCAGGAAGACUGCUUACCCUUUAAGCUUGAUGAUGAUUCAAGUGGUACUGAUGUCAAUCAAUCUUUUUCUGGGAGAUUACAACAAAAAUCUCCAUAUAAUUAUCCUGAUGAUGCAAAUGCUUAUAAAGGGGGGAAUGCUUUCAAUGCUCCCAUGUUACCUGAUCCAACCUUCAUAGGCGAUGGUGGCACAUUCAAGCGAGAUAGCACUGCAUUUAGUGUUGGCAAUCAUUAUCUUUCAGAAGGAAACCUGAAAGAAUCUCAUAACUCCACCCAACAUAGACCAGCAGUUAGUAAUCAAGAAGUGACAAGUUCCCUGGAGUUGAUUGAUCAAGGUUAUGUCAUUGUUUCUGGGCCCCCAGUGGAUUCAUCAUUUUCAGCUGAUGCAUCUAACCCUAGAAAUAUGCCAUUGACAUCAGGCUGUAGCCCACACGCUCCAGAGAAUGUGUACUCCAGAUCAAGUGCCCCAGUGCCCAUUAUAGGUCCUGCGAUUAAUAAAGUAGGUUGUGCAGGAAGUCUUGAUAGACAUAACACAUCUGCUCAUGGUACAUUACAAGGAUCAGUGGAUAUUUUAGACAGCUUCGAGCAACCAUCAACUGAUUGCAUGAGGAGGAUUGAGUCAUUACAGCAUUGCGCUACUGCUAUCUCACAAUUAGUAAAUGAGAAGUCGGAGGCAGGCAAACAUUUGGACGCAUUUUCGGUUCAGCUUGUCAUUCUUGCAAUAUGGAAGCAAGCUUUACAUAUAUGUCAUGCUCAAGCAGCAUCAGCCGUUGAAGGAAGCCCAACACCACAUGCUACUACUAAACAUGGUCAUGGUCUUCUAAAUAUGCAAUAUCCGGUUGAUGCUUCUAACACGUUGGAAUCACAGGAUAUCUGCUUUCAUAUUGAAAGAUCAUUUCUAAGUGAAGUUCAGAAUGCAGACGAACUUUCCAAAUUUGUGGAGCCUGGAAACACUGAUGUGCCAGAUGCAAUGGAGAUAAUAUUCCAAUCUGCUCUAGAAAUGGGAAGGAAAGGGGCUGUUGACGAAUACAUGGGCAGAACAGAAAAUGCAAUAGUGUUUUAUUCAAAGGCAGUGCAGUUGUUAACAUUCCUUCAAGUCGAAGCAUCGUCUCUCAUCCUAAACCCUCCCUUCUCCCUCACAAACACAGAUCGGUAUAGGCUUCAGAAUUACAUCGAUGUCCUUAAAAAUCGGCAUAGCUUUUCAAGAUCCCAAAUCAUGGCUCUUCUCAACAUUGCUCCUCUCGAAGAAGACUAGGUCUCAAACUAAUUCUUACUAGACUAGAUGUAUAGUUAUCGGGCUCUUGUUUUACUCCGUAUAUAGUAAAACAAGUUUGCCCAACUCUUAUGUAGAAAAACAUUUUAAUUAUUAUCAUUAUUCCAUUUGUACAAAUAUGAAGCACAAAUGAUCAUAAUUGGAUCUUUUGUACGUAGUAUUACUUGAGAAACCCUGAUCUUUGGCUCUUGGAAAGAAACCUGUGAUUGCAUUUACUUAAAAUGUGUACGUAUUAAAUAACGUUUUUACUUCAGAAAACCCG
Molecule: messenger RNA, 2767 nt
Organism: Cuscuta epithymum
Lineage: Eukaryota; Viridiplantae; Streptophyta; Magnoliopsida; Solanales; Convolvulaceae
Source: the annotation of a GenBank genome assembly